This is a messenger RNA of Durusdinium trenchii, 645 nucleotides long. The record is from the annotation of a GenBank genome assembly. NCBI's taxonomy places the organism in Eukaryota, Dinophyceae, Suessiales, Symbiodiniaceae.
AUGUUGCUUUUGGCACGGAACUGCUUCUACAUUCUGGAGCAACCAUCAAAUACUUUGCUACACAGACAUCCUAGAUGGGACUAUUUCUGCAAUCAUGUGAGCUUCGUUUUCCGGUGUGCUUUUUGGAUGCUUCUUCACGGAAGUCUGAGUUCCAAGCGUACGGUUUGCUUCUCGAAUGGGGAAUGGAUCCAGCACUUGGACCUGGGAACGCUGUCUGCCGCGCAGAGGAUUUCACAAACAAAGAUUGAACCAACCAGAAAAUACGUUCGUAAAGGUCAACAGAAGUUUCAGGGAACUUCCCAAUUGAAAUCCACUGGGGCCUAUCCUCCUGGCUUUGCACACAAGAUCUUAGACUCUUACGAAAGCCGUGGGACAGUUGGCUGUGCUUUGAGAUUCAAGAGGAAAAUCGAUGUUUCAAAAACCGACCGGCAAAUCUUUGAGGAGUUGGAUUUAGGAGAUCUUUGGCUUGAGUCCAAGCUUCACCUGGCUUGGUUUUACAUCCAUGGCAACAAAUAUUUAGCAAUUCCAGAAUCGUGGAGGGAUACCAUGGAAAGCUUUCACCGAGAGCUUUGUGCAAGGGUAAGGAUCGAUGAAUCUGAUCGCCAAGCCCUUAACCAGCUCAUUGCAGAAUGCAAUGAGCUUUGA